AUGAGGACCGCGACGGGUGCAAAUACGAGUAAGAUCUCGCAGGAGUUGUUGGCGGCUUUGUUGACAGGUGAGGGGAUCCAGCCUGAACUUGAUGACGACGUGGGCGCUCGGUUGUUGGUUGUGGGUGAUAAGGGAAAGGAUCGCGCCAACGCCCUUGUGUUAGCUCCUGAAGUUAAGCUUCGGAGGCUCGAUAUCCAACUGGACGGCUCGAAGGAUGGAUCACGACAGUUCGACCUAUGCAAAGACUCGAGCAGAUUUAGAGUUUUCUGGUCUCCUGAGGCGCCUGCUCCGUAUACCGAGUCGCUGGUGUUCCGUGAUGUGAAGAGGUUCAUGAAGACUGUGAAGGACACUUCAGAGAACAGUGUAAAGGAUAAUUCAAUGAGGGUUGUGGACGGAUCGGAGGCCCCUAAGCUUUUGAUGGAGCAGGGUAGAUCGGAAUCCGACAAAGUUUGGAUGGACGUUUUCGGUGCCGUUGAGUCCAAGUUAGUCUCGUACUUUCAUAAUGAACUGUUGGAAACACCUGACGGUAAAUUGGAGGUGUUUGCUUCGAAGAAGCUGACGGCGCGCAAGUUGCAAGUUUUGCAGCCAGUGGUUCCGGAGGGGUGGAAAGACGUGAUGCGAAGGGCCACGAUUGACUUGGACCGUUUUGACAUCGAAUCCGUCCGUGUUCGGCCUACAUGUCAUUCGCUCAUGUGGAAAAGAGGCGCCAGCCGAUGCGUUUCGGCGUCUGACCGCCGAGUGCCAGUCCAGGCCAUCGGAGAAUGGAGUUCAAAGCACGUAUGUUUCCCUGACGGGAACGGGCCCGACGGGAACGGGCCUGACGGGAACGAGCCCGAAUUUUUAUGA
Messenger RNA from Gregarina niphandrodes, 846 nucleotides. RefSeq lists its product as hypothetical. Lineage: Eukaryota; Apicomplexa; Conoidasida; Eugregarinorida; Gregarinidae. The coding region runs from base 1 to 846 and encodes 281 amino acids. The record is from RefSeq and is a predicted model, not a curated record. The transcript has a single exon.